Messenger RNA from Dipodomys ordii (Ord's kangaroo rat), 255 nucleotides. Its product is annotated as chromosome unknown open reading frame, human C2orf91. The transcript is spliced from 2 exons. The record is from RefSeq and is a predicted model, not a curated record. NCBI's taxonomy places the organism in Eukaryota, Metazoa, Chordata, Mammalia, Rodentia, Heteromyidae.
AUGAGUCUCUCCCAUCCCUUCCCACUGACCCUUGGACCAGAUGUCUGGAUUUUAACACAGAAGGGACCUUGCAGGCAGAGAACAGCUCAGCAUUGACCCUUUGGUUGCCUUCGUAGACAGGUACUCCAUGAGGUUCAUCAGAAGGCUUCUGCUGUGCAGCUGCCACACACAAAAAAAUUGGGGACAGAUCAAAGCAGGAACAGACCAACAUCUGCGGCAACCAAAGCAAGCAAGAGGUACAAACUGAAUGAAUAA